Durio zibethinus is the source of this 636-nucleotide messenger RNA. NCBI's taxonomy places the organism in Eukaryota, Viridiplantae, Streptophyta, Magnoliopsida, Malvales, Malvaceae. The record is from RefSeq and is a predicted model, not a curated record.
UCCGUCUACUUUCUUUCUCUCUCUUUCUUCUUACAUAUUUCCAUUGUGAAAAUGAAAAUGCCAUAUGAUAAUGUUGCAGUAUUAAUCUAUGUUGUGAUGGUUCUGGUUCUUAUUGGGAAAGCACAAGUGUCCAUGGCUGCUGUAACUUGCAAUGCAUUGCAGCUGAGCCCAUGUGCAAGUGCUAUCACAUCCUCCACCCCUCCUUCACCCCUAUGUUGCAGUAAAUUAAAGGAGCAGAGACCUUGCCUUUGCAACUAUGUCAAGGACCCUAAUCUUCAAAAGCUUGUCAACUCUCCCAAUGCCCGGAAGGUUGCUAGCAUUUGUGGCUCCCCAUUUCCCAACUGCUAGCUAAGUUCUUAUUUCUAUAAUACUUGAAAUGGUACCAAGAGAGUCAGCUUGCGCUUAGAGAUCAGUAGAUUAAAAAUAUGGGUGUGUGCAGAAACUGCAUGCUUGUAUAAUAUUGGUUUGAGUUUGUCUGUCUUGCUAUUGCUUGUGCUCUCAUUCAUUUGUCUUGUACUACGUGUUCAGCUUUCUUAUGAGACUUUUAAGUUAAGUACCAUAUUUUUCAUGUAAUUUCUAUUAGUCUUAUUUCCUUGUGUUAUUUUCACCGCAACAAAAUGAAAGAUUAAACCAAUC